GAUCAUGUAAUUGUGCUAGAAAAUUCCCCGGAUAUUAAAUGUAUUGCGGACGAAGGUCAGUAGCGCACAAACAGAGCAAGCUUCUGUACAGUAAGUCAUAUUUAAAUAACAGAAACUUCAGCUAGUCAAGUAUCUUUUCUGGAACUUGUAAAUUAAUAUAAAAUCAACAUGCCGAGAGGAAGCCGAAGCAGAACUUCGAGGAUGAGUCCUCCGAGUUACUCAUCCCCUCCACCGAUGGCUCGCCCCGCUCCUCCACGGUCGUACGCCCCGGCGCCCGCCGCCCCCCCGCCCUCAGCAGUGUCCGCUCCCGCCGCGGCUCCCCGCCAGCCGGGGAUGUUCGCUCAGAUGGCCACCACGGCAGCCGGCGUCGCGGUCGGCUCUGCCGUCGGACACACCAUUGGUCACGCCAUGACCGGGGGCUUCGGGGGAGGGGGCGGUAGCUCAGAGGCGGCCCGGCCUGACGUCACCUAUCAGGAGGCUCAGCCGGCGUACCAGCAGCAGCCGCCUGUGUUUCAGCAGGAGCCGCAGCAUCAGAGUCCCUGCGCUUACGAGCUCAAGCAGUUCAUCGACUGCGCUCAGAACCAGAGCGACCUCAAGCUCUGCGAGGGCUUCAGCGAAGUGCUCAAACAGUGCAAGUUCUCCUACGGAAUGUCAUGAUGUUUGGAUUGGAGACAUGCACUAUUCCACAGCCGUUCAUCUGCUUACUUCUGGAAAAAGUCUUCUCUUAAUGCAACUCAAUUAAAUAUUAGCGCCUGCGUGAAAAUUAAAAGCACCCUGGGAGAAAUGCUGUGUACCAUGUGAUGCAUAGUAUUUAUGUAACUGGUGUAGAUAAUUUCAGUUUUCAGAUUUCUUUGCACGAGUUACUGUAGAAGAGGCCACAAUGUGUAUUGAAUGAUAUUCUUUAUCAAUAUAUGUUCUUAUUGAAAAUGUUAGAUUCAAGUUAUGUGAAUUGCAAAUAAAAGGAUCAGAAAUAUUUA
Molecule: messenger RNA, 977 nt
Organism: Pimephales promelas (fathead minnow)
Lineage: Eukaryota; Metazoa; Chordata; Actinopteri; Cypriniformes; Leuciscidae
Gene: chchd2
Product: coiled-coil-helix-coiled-coil-helix domain containing 2
Biological process (GO): positive regulation of transcription by RNA polymerase II; mitochondrion organization
Cellular component (GO): mitochondrion; nucleus
Molecular function (GO): sequence-specific DNA binding
Source: RefSeq, a predicted model, not a curated record